UCAUAAACGUAAUGAUAACUCCCACCUUAUAUUAACAUCUAGUUGUGCCCAAUGCCCAUUUUAAUAAAAGUUAUUGAAAGUAGUGACAGACUCAGUUGACGAAAUAUCCAGCAAUUGAGAGAAAAUGGACGAUUUAAUUACUCUUAUUCGCACCGAAAUUCCGGAAGGAAGGCAAAACCUCCUAGAAAGUUAUACAAAUCUUGAACGUGUAGCUGAGUACUGCGAAGAUACUUACUACAGGUCUGAUAACAAAAAAGUUUCUCUUGAGGAGACGAAAAAUUACACAACGCAGUCUUUAGCUAGUGUGGCCUAUCAAAUCAACACACUGGCAUAUAAUUUUUUGCAGCUGAUGGAUCUUCAAGCCACUCAGAUGGCCGAGAUGGAGUCUCAGAUGAAUCAUAUAUCCCAAACGGUGAUGAUUCAUAAAGAAAAGGUAGCUCGACGCGAAAUCGGCGUAUUGACUGCCAACAAAGUAAGUACGAGACAGUACAAGAUCGUGGCACCACUGAAUCCGGAAAAGCCUAUCAAAUAUGUACGCAAGCCUAUCGACUAUAGCCUGUUGGACGAUAUUGGUCAUGGUAUAGCACUAACCAAUAACAGUCAGAAAAAGCAUCGUGUAUCAAGCCAAGGGUCGAUCCAGUCACUAUCAGCUAACAUUUCGGUAGGCCCUCCGCCAACCACGAAACCUCCAACGCCACCACAAAUGACUCGUAGUGCUGGACAUACUGGUACACUUGGAAAAAGCACAAACAAUACAGGAACGUUGGGAAAGUCCUCGCGAGAAUAUCGUACGCCACCUGUGGUAGUACCUCCCCAAGUCCCAUCACAUUAUGCUCCGAAUUUCCCGGUAGGGCAUCCCAGAAGAUCUGGUGGUGAACGUGGACCUGGUUACAGUGCUCUCCCAAUGCCAAUGCCACCAAGUCAGAUUGCAAUGCAUCAUCCACCACAAGUUAGUAUGGUGCAUCCGAUGCCACCUUCUACUAUUCAACAUCAGUCGACAUUUGAUGAACGCAACAGUAUGCCACCGCCACCAUCUCCAUUGACGGUAACUCAUGAAAUGCCUGACCAUAGUCACAUUGGAAUGCAUACACUCAGUCGAAACAUGCCGCGUCCCGGUUCGCAGUCACCACCUUUGCCUCCCCCACCGCCUCCAGAAGAAUCGGAUCAUGCUGAUUUUGGAAGGCCGAGAAACACUCAAAGUCUUGUUGCUCCGAUUGUUCCAGAGGAUCAAAAUUUACCGGGAUGGGUUCCAAAGAACUACAUUGAAAAAGUAGUCGCCAUCUAUGAUUAUUACGCUGAUAAGGAUGACGAACUAAGCUUCCAAGAGAGUUCAGUACUGUACGUACUGAAGAAAAACGAUGAUGGCUGGUGGGAAGGUGUUAUGGAUGGUGUUACCGGUUUGUUCCCCGGUAAUUACGUAGAACCAUGCGUAUAAAAUCAAAAUGUUUAACGAAAACCAAUGCGAAUAGAACCUUAUACUCAAAAGAUAAACAACUAUUGGUAUUUAUUAGUGUACUAUUGCAAAAUUAUCGUUUUUCUAUUCAACUGCAUUUAUCGCCUUUGAAUUUACAAAUUAAUC
This is a messenger RNA of Topomyia yanbarensis, 1579 nucleotides long. It is a transcript of the gene Abi, whose product is annotated as abl interactor 2. The transcript is spliced from 4 exons. Gene Ontology annotation, molecular function: SH3 domain binding. NCBI's taxonomy places the organism in Eukaryota, Metazoa, Arthropoda, Insecta, Diptera, Culicidae. The coding region runs from base 125 to 1435 and encodes 436 amino acids. The record is from RefSeq and is a predicted model, not a curated record.